AUGACCACUGAAAUUGAAAAAUUGCUACGUUCCAUGGCAACAGUGUUACAGGGAGUUCAGCAAACUCAAGCUCAGUUAGUAGCUCAAGGUCCUAAUGCGACUAUUUUCAUGGGAAAAGAAACUAGACGAUUUUACGCCCAAACAAGAUAUGGCAUGUGUUCAAAUCUUAACUAUUUAAAUCCGAGAAUAUAUCAAACGUUAACCAAAUUAACAACACCGGAAUUACCUAAUACUAAAACAUACCAAGAAUUAGUAAAAUUGCUAAAACAACAUUUAACUCCUCAAUCCAGCUUUAUCCAUGGACUUCGAGACAGCGAAAUCCGCGAACGUCUGCUUCAGUUGAAAGCUGGCUCGAGUUUCGAGGAAACAGUGCAAGUAGCACAAGCAGUAGAGAUCGCAAAGAGGGAAUCGAGUCAAAUGCAGAAAGCAGAGCAUGAAGUCAACGCCAUACGUAAAUCAAGCCCUUCGUCCAAAGUAUCGGAAGGUCGGAAACCUUUAGGAAACGCAGCAAAAUUCUGGGGGAGAUGCCUACGAUGCGGUAAGAAGAAUCACAUUGCGAAGAACUGUCUUGCAAAAAACCUUAAGUAUACGAAAUGCGAUAAGAAAGGACAUCUACAAAACGUCUGUCUGUUGGGCACAAGAAAAUCACCCGAACAGAAGCAAGUGGUGGACACCAGCAGCGAAUCGGGGGAAGAAUGCAAAAUGGAAUUGGACACUGGAGCAGCUGUUUUGACGAUCUCGGAAACGAGAUUUAAAGAACUUUGUCCUAAGGGAAAAAUUCCGGAGGUUGCAUAUUCCCUGAAAUUAGCAAAUUCCAAGAAACAACCAAUUUUCAUCAAACCGCGUCCUGUACCAUACGCAUUACGUCCCAAAGUCGAAGCAAAACUGAAACGACUUGAGGAAUUGGAAAUUAUUGAGAAAAUCGAGCACUCAACAUGGGGCACCCCUAUCGUGCCAAUCAUCAAAAAAGAUGGAAGCAUCCGGGUAUACGCCAACUACAAGGCCACAAUCAACAAAGAAAUGAAAGAUGAUCAAUAUCCCAUACCGAAAAUCGAAGAUAUAUUCAAUAAAAUGAACGGUGAUCAAUUUUUCUGCACCCUAGAUAUUCAUCAAGCAUAUCUACACAUGCCGGUUGAUGAUGAAUCGGCAAUGAUGCAAGCCAUAAGCACUCACCUGGGAGUUUACAAAGUUAAACCUCUGAUGUUUGAGGUUAAAACAGCACCGAACGCUUGA
Molecule: messenger RNA, 1233 nt
Organism: Solenopsis invicta (red fire ant)
Lineage: Eukaryota; Metazoa; Arthropoda; Insecta; Hymenoptera; Formicidae
Exons: 4
Coding region: 1-1233 (410 amino acids)
Molecular function (GO): nucleic acid binding; zinc ion binding
Source: RefSeq, a predicted model, not a curated record